CCCACACACACACACACACACACACACCGUUCUACAAGUCUUGCUCUGGCAACGAGGCUCGCGCAACACCGCUGGCACCCGAUCACCUAAGAGGGAAACCUUUGGAGCGCCAACGGCCAACGCAUAGUCAUACCCACACCCACACUGCACGCUAGCUCGACAGGCGCGACACGGGCACCUCGCCACUCAAUCUGAUCGCCUCGCGCUCUGGCCCCCCAUGUCAAUGGAUAUGGAAGAGCCGGCUGCCUCGCGACCAGACGAGGGGCGCGUGUCGCCUCAGCGAGAGGCAACCGAUGGUCCUGCUCCUCCCCACCCUGACAAUGCUGUACAGCCAGUCACCCCCGAAGGGCAGCUCGGGGUCACCGACGACAUGGGCCUCACGGCGAGCAAGCAAGCCGAGCCUGCCGACGAGAGCCAGAACGAUGCCGUCUGCGAGCCGUCACCACCACCAGAAGACGAUCUUGCCCCCCUACCAAAGGAGUUUGAUCCGGACGCUCCCACGCCAGUCAUCACGUCUGCACCGCUGCCAGAUGAUGAUCUCGCCAUUCGGCGCGAGCCGACCCCCGAGCCGGAGCCAGCGCCGGAAGCUCCGGCAGCCGACGAGCAGACCAUCGACGAGCCCAUGGAUGUGGAAGACGCCGACCCAUACCUCCACGACACGUCCCAGCUCGCCAGUGAAUAUGAUCGCGCUGGCAUUCUCACCGCCAUCGGUACGAUUGAGUGGUCGCAAGCGUUGGUGGAUGGGGAGGAGGAGGAGGCCAUGAACGAGCCCCGUGAGGAGGAGCCGAUGAAUGAAGCGGAACCGACAAUAGAGGAGCCUGUGCAGGAGCAGGACGAGGCUGCUCGCCGCCGAUCACCUUCGCUGUCCCCACUCUCACCACUCUCCGAGCUGCCGUCCGAGUUCAUCGAGGAGGUUACUCCGGUACCUGCCCCAGCCCCAGCAGCCGAGUCGUCAAAGGCAGCACAACGCCGGUCUGCCUCUCCAAUGAAGCGCUCAAACACAGACAACGGAGUGAUCGACCUGACAGGUCCCGAGGACGGCAGAUCGAGGCGCAAAGGCAAGGCUCCAGAACGCUUCGGAGGCGGCAGUGCAGACUUUGGCGACCUCGGUGAUGACAUUGAAGUUGGUCCAAAGGGCAAGAGGGUGUACAAGAAGGCCAAGGGCCUGGAUGGGAGGCCUAUCAAAAGGGAGCCCAAGUCCCGAAAGAGGCUCGACCUGGACCUUGGCAUCUCUCGCGAUGGAGAACUGCCGCCAGAAAAAGUGGCACCUCGCGCUCGAACCCUCACAGACGCCAAGAUCAAGGAGAUGCUCAAAGGCAAGGACAAGGAGGUUCAGCUGGCACCCUGCAUUCGCCCCCGGUACGGACGAUGGGGCAAGUGCACGCAGUGUGUUAGCAAGCUCGGUGGCGACUCGUGUCGCUUCAGGUCAUAUCGCACGUUCCCGAUCGAUCCGGCUACUGCCGAAAUUCAAGGACCCGGCUUCUUUGAGUCGACCGAGUGGGCUGGUGAAAUGACACCGUUACCGCACCACUUCAACACAGAGCUCACCGAAGAACACAUGGCCCGAACAGAGAGGACAGUCGCCGCGCCGUUGUUGAAUCUCAUCACAGACGAGAUGCGCCAUGUCCUCAAGAAUGACCCUUUGCUGCGCGGUGUAGACUCGGCCCUUCACCGUUCUGUCUGUGACUUCUGCGCCUCGACAAUCUUUGGAGGUUUCUUCUUCUGCAAGAAAUGCGGCCGCGACUAUUGCCUGGAGUGCGAACGAUUCUUCAGCAGAAGUUCCUUGGAGCUGCGAAACUCUCCGUGGGCUCUAUCAGAUGCCGCUCGUCCUCGGCUUCAACGGUGCACCCGCAAAAACGACGAAGACCUUCCUAAGGAAAACCAUAAGGGCGGCGUGUUCAUGCACAGCCGCGAGGACCUGCAGGCCGUUUCGCGCUUCACAGCCAAGGAGAUCAAGGACAACUGGCUUGCCCUCAUCGACUUUGUCCUCGAACCCCAGAGCGACAAGUUCAGUGUUGAGGAGUGUCUGCUCUCUCUCGGCGUGCAAGAGAGCGAGACGGAGCUGGCUGACGCCGUACGCCAAUACUUCGAGUCGGAGAAGACGAAACGCCCCACGGCCGCCCCCGCACCGGCGAUCACUAACGAAGAGAUCGACAAGCUCUACGAGGCAUCACAAGACCUUCCUCGUGUCCCUGACCCCACCGAUCUCAAGACACACCCCUUCAUCUACAUUGACGCGGCCAAGCUCGACAAUGACAAGUUUGACGUCCUGUGGUCCCGCGGAGAGCCAAUGGUGGCGUAUGGGGUCGAGGGGCAGCUCAAGCUUGACUGGUCUCCUGAUGGCUUCAUCAGGCGUUUUGGCCAUGUCCUCGAAUGUCAAACAGAAGCCGUCCAGAAGAUGACGGUUGGACAGUUCUUCCAGAUGUUUAAGGAUCGGGCGCUGCGUGAACUGCAUGUCGAUGACUGGCCGAACCCAUCUUCCACGCCGGUGCGAGGGCGUAGCAUGGCUGGGACGCUCAGUGGGCCAACAUCGGCCGCACCUAGUCGGAGCCGGUCGCCGUCUGUACGUGCACUGAGCCCGGUCAAGCAAGUCGAGGGUGUGAACGGCGUGAACGGGGCACGGGGCAGCUCGGAAGACCGCGCGCGGCAGACAUCGCCAUUGAAAGAAUCGGCAGCGGCGGCCGUGCCCGCGUCCCCGAGGCCACGACAACCGUCACCAUUCAAGAAUGGCUCCGACAGUCGGGAUGUUUUGCCUUCCAAGCCAAACGGCAAUGCACCAUACAGCAACGGCCGCAGUGCCGAGACAAGAGGCCACACCGGCGGCGCCGACGACGAGGGGGAGAAGUUGAAAGCAGGGACAGAGCCAGAAGUCGUCGUCGUCGAGGAGGCAGCUACACCCGAUGUUGUGAUCGUCGAGGACACAGCAACACCCGAACCGGCAGAAGAACCCGAGAUUGUGCAUGUGCCAAGGAGGAUUAAGCCAGGGAUCUUCAAGCUCAAGGACUGGCCAUCCACCGAUGACUUCGAGUUCGCCUAUCCCGACAUGUACGCCGACUUCAACCGAGCAUUGCCAGUGCCCGACUUCACGAGACGCGACGGCGUCCUUAACCUCUACUCACAUUUCCCCGCCGGUCCGACUCGCCCUGACAUCGGCCCGAAGAUGUACAACGCUUUCGCUGCGCGUGAGGACGCGGGAGGAAUGGGAUCGACCCGUCUGCACAUGGACGUUGCGGACGCUGUCAACAUCAUGUUGCACGCAAGCAAGCGGCCAGAUGGCACGCCAGGCUGUGCUGUCUGGGACCUUUUCAAAGCCGAGGACGCCGAUACGUUGCGCCUGUAUCUCAAGGACAAGUUUGCGGAUUCCGGUGACAAGACAGGAAAGCCCUCUUUCACGGAUCCAAUCCACGCACAAAUGUUCUACCUUGACGCUGAGAUGCGGCAAGAGUUGUUCGACAAGCACGGAGUGACCAGCUUCCGAGUCUACCAGUACCCGGGCCAGGCAGUGUUCAUCCCCGCGGGGUGCGCGCACCAAGUGUGCAACCUUGCCGACUGCAUCAAGAUUGCUCUCGACUUUGUGAGCCCGCACAACACGCACCGUUGCCAACAGCUUGUACGCGACUUUCGCCGGGAGAACUUCCUACGCGCGUGGAAGGACGAUGUCUUACAACUGUACAAUGUCAUGUGGUACGCUUGGACGAAUGCGGCCGCUGUGGCCGCCUCGGCCCAAGCUGCACGACACGCGCAUCUUGCUUCUUUGGCGAACGGGAGCAGCGCGCCGUUUACGCUACGGACGGCCCUGUCGUCGCCCAGCAGCCGCAACCUGCUAUCACCGGCGAUGAGUAGCGUACGCGAUGAUCCGGCGCCGCCUUCUCCGCGCGAGCGGGUUGAAAAUGAGACUGGGUCGGGUAUCGGCUCAGCGGGGCGGCGCAGUGGACAAAGUUCGCCGGCGCCACGCGAUGGGGCUCCCGAUUCGGCGGCACCGGCCGCGACCACGACGGGCCGGGCGGGCACUGAGCCGGCCGGUGAUAUGGACGUGGACGCGGUGGCCCAGUCGCCCAAGCAGAUACUUACCGACAAGCUGUUCGACGCUGCCCUGGCCAGGGAGCCGAUAGCACCUGCUCUUGAUCUCGACCCCGGCAAGAGAAGCUCGCCCCCGCCGCCGCCACCGGAGCCGUCGCCGCCUCCUCGGCAGCAGCCGGGCGCAUCCCGGGAGAAGCCCAAGCUGAGUCAAGUGAUCCAGCGGGGCCAUGUGCCCAUGGAUCUGGCGUACAGCGCCAUGUCCCGAGACUUGGGGUCUGGUGCGGACGAGUUGCCGUAG
This is a messenger RNA of Vanrija pseudolonga, 4318 nucleotides long. RefSeq names its product Lysine-specific demethylase 3B (gene KDM3B). Gene Ontology annotation, molecular function: histone H3K9 demethylase activity; chromatin DNA binding; transcription coregulator activity. Bases 218 to 4318 code for a protein of 1366 amino acids. Gene Ontology annotation, biological process: regulation of transcription by RNA polymerase II. Lineage: Eukaryota; Fungi; Basidiomycota; Tremellomycetes; Trichosporonales; Trichosporonaceae. Gene Ontology annotation, cellular component: histone deacetylase complex; chromatin. The transcript has 10 exons. The record is from RefSeq and is a predicted model, not a curated record.